Messenger RNA from Caenorhabditis sp. 36 PRJEB53466, 1569 nucleotides. Lineage: Eukaryota; Metazoa; Nematoda; Chromadorea; Rhabditida; Rhabditidae. The record is from the annotation of a GenBank genome assembly.
AUGUCUCCUCACUUCUUUCUUCUUCUUCUUCUUCUUCUUCUUCUUCUCGUAGUUUCCACAAUAUCCGAAGAGUUUGCAUUCCGUCACAAAGCGUUCCGAUCUUUGAAAACGCCAAAGAUCAACAAGAAUCGCUUGUCGCUCAUCAUUCAGAGAUUGCGAAUGAACGAAACUGCGACAAAGUUUAGUGGAACAGGUAGGCGAGGUGAAAAUAUUGUCGGCUCUUUAAAUUGAGGUUUUUCAGAGAGGCCGUGCCCGGUUUUCCAGGCGUUUUCCGCGUGCGCCUGCGAACCGACGUGCAACAAUCCGAAUCCGGUAAGCGUAUCUCAGUUGUGGGUGGAGCUAUCAAAAAGUCGUCAAUUGAGAAAAUGUACACAAGAUUUCAAUGAGUAACUUAUCAGUUGACAGAUUUUUGAUAUUCCAACCGGCCGCUGAGAUAUAUUGCUCUGAAUAAAGUCUUUGUUGUCACCAGGCCUUUGAAUAACUUCCUUGUGAGUCGACAUUUUCAUUCAAGUUGGGAAUUCCAAAUGCAGACAUCAAUGAGUUCUAUACAGAUUAGGCAACAAAAAAAAGAUUUUUUCAAUCAGUUUAUAACAGCUUUUUGAAGGCUUUUUGACCCACUUGUGAUAAUCCGGACCCAAACCCCAUAUCUCGGGACCGGAUAAUCGGAUCGGUCUGAAACUUGGUCACAAUAAACUUCAAUCCAAGUCUAAGAAUUCUCAAAAGUUUGGGCCCGAUCGGAUAAUUGCAAAUGGGUCAAAGGGCUUUCAAAAAGCCUAAAAAAGCAAAAUUGGUCCAUUCCUGGUUUAUAGUGAAAACCCGUGGAGUAGCCGGGCUAUUUGACGGCUUCUUACAUGUAAUUUGAAUAGAAAUUCAACUUUUUCUUAUAAAACUCAUCGAGAUUUACAAUUUGCACUCUCAACGUGUCUAAAAAUGAUAUUUGCAUGGAAAGUUAUCCAAAGUCCCGCUGACAACUAUGAUAAUAUUAUGCACUUUCUGAGUCAGUUGAUUCAGUCACCCGUUCUGAUGACACACACCCGCACAUCGUCAUCAUCUGAAGCAUAAAGUGCAAGCACAAUUCUUCAGGUUUGUGCCAUCUGCGAACCCGGAUGCACGUGCCGAAACGGCUUUGUCAGAAGCCCGCUCCGUUUGUGUGUUCUGCCCGAAGAGUGCCCUUUUACGAAGCUCCGUCGCUUCGAAUUGGCUCCACCACGACGGCUUUACGAAGCGAUGCCCGUCGUCGUGACGAGCACGACUACAUUCGAACCGACUUCCACUGAAACCACAACUACAGCCACAGAGAUUGCGUUCGAGGAAUCCGAGUUCGUCACAGUGCCGCUCAUUGUUCUGCACAACGGUGGCCCGACGCCUCCGUCCGCUCCGCCGAUGCUCCAAGCCCGGAAUCCGGAAAUGAUCGGAGCUCCUGCGGCCACUCCGCCGCCGGAUUUCUCGUACGGACCGCCCGGAAUGAACGCCGCUCGCUUCGCCCUCUACGAAGAUUUUCUGAAGCAGAAACGGAUUAUGCGGGCUCUACGUCACCGACGGAACCGGUUCGCGAAGAAGAUGUUGUAA